AUGACUCCACAGCCGCCACCAACCAACCCUUCAUGGCCGUUGCCAAAGCCUCUAUCGGACAUAGAGCUGGAGGACAUGCUGAAGACAAAUGAGCCAGACCAAUGGAUGCAGCAGGACCUUUCAUUUGACACUAACACUGGCUACGAAUUCCAGCCAUUUCCUUUAGACAUUGGUGAUUCGGAAUGGUCGCAGUGGACAAAUUCUGAGUCACACCUCGUAACAUCCUCUGAUGCAGAACCUGAACCUCAAGAUCGCAAUGGUGUAAAGGUUUCAGGAAGCAUAUAUGAUACUGCUCCGCCUCUAGCAGGGGAAUAUGUUGACCCAUCCUUAUCACAACCAAGCCUCACCAAUGUGUCACAGUGGCUCGAUGGGGCAUAUCGGCCUCCUGUAUCAUGUGCCCAUUGUCGCAGACAUCGGCUACAAUGUCUGAUAAUUCGCACUGGGCCCGCCAAUCCAAAUCCCAAAAAUUCCUGUUCAAGCUGCGUAGCCCUUUUUCGGGAAUGCAGCUUAGCAAAGGGAGAGAAACGCCUCCCGUCGGGCUUUGAAACUUUUUCUCCGGUCUUGGGCCAUCUCCACGGUGUACCGGAAAAUGGAAACCCAUUAGCCGCUAUCAGUAUCGACAAUGGCGAUGAACGAAAAGAACCUAAACAGUUCCUCAGAAAAGGGGCUAGAAUUCUCCGCGAGUGGUUCUAUCAGAAUCAAGAAUAUCCUUAUCCAACAGAUGCACAAAAAGAUCAGCUGGCCCACGAGACUGGCUUUUCUCAAAAGCGCAUAUCAACAUGGUUUGCAAACGCCCGCCGCCGCCAGAAGCAAAAGGCCCAGGCUGCGGGACUCUCUUCAACAUCCCGCACCCGCUCAGGUUCCCCCAUGGUUACCAGCACGUUGUCUUCCCUAACUCCCAUGGAGCGAUGGCAGGCUUCCCCGCCAGAAGAUGAACCUGUCCCAGAACUGGCAAUCCAAAAUGCUAUUGCCUCUGGCUCGAUGGAGUCGUACGACAGUAUUGACCCGUUCCAGCUCGAUGGGUCUUCCAUGGAUCUCUUCAAUUUCGACGAAAGCUCAUCGCAUUUGGCGUCCUCAGUGUCAAGCAUUGGGAGCAAGUUAUCCGAGACAUCUGGUAGCACAUCUUCAGCGUGGAGCUAUCAUUCCUCAGCGGAUAUGGGGUUGUCGUUUCCACUGCCUCCAAAACAAACUAAACCCAAACGUAUUCGAGGAAGGCAGCGAGCAGCAGUAGACUAUCAUUACCAGUGCACAUUCUGCACGCAGUCUUUCAAGAAGAAACACGACUGGGCCCGCCACGAGAAAAGUGUCCAUAUCACCCUUGACUCCUGGGUCUGUACUCCAAAUCUCAAUGACGUCCAACAAGCGUUCGAACUCCAGUCUUCUGAAUGCUCUUUCUGCGACGUGCUUUUCCCAACGCCCGCCCAUUGGGAAGAACAUGAAUUCCACAUCUGUGCCGAUAAGCCUGCUCAAGAGCGAUCAUUUAGUCGAAAGGAUUAUCUAUGGCAGCAUCUGCGCAAAUUCCACAGUUGCACGAAAACACCCGUGACUGACCUCGAAGCCUGGCGUGGAUCGGGAGUCAAUGUUGAAAGCCGUUGUGGAUUCUGUGGAUGUUCACUGUCCACCUGGUCAGCUCGGGCAGAGCAUCUGGCGGCUCAUUUCAAGAAGGGUUCUCGUAUGGAUCAAUGGGAAGGCGAUUGGGGCCUGGAUGCAUCUGCCUUAAGUGUUUUACGCAACGCUAUCCCACCAUCUCAGCGGGUCGUGGUAAACAUGCCUGCUUAG
Messenger RNA from Penicillium coprophilum, 1779 nucleotides. Its product is annotated as Homeodomain. NCBI's taxonomy places the organism in Eukaryota, Fungi, Ascomycota, Eurotiomycetes, Eurotiales, Aspergillaceae. The record is from RefSeq and is a predicted model, not a curated record. Gene Ontology annotation, biological process: regulation of DNA-templated transcription. The coding region runs from base 1 to 1779 and encodes 592 amino acids. Gene Ontology annotation, molecular function: DNA binding. The transcript has a single exon.